Molecule: messenger RNA, 705 nt
Organism: Heterostelium album PN500
Lineage: Eukaryota; Evosea; Eumycetozoa; Acytosteliales; Acytosteliaceae
Exons: 4
Coding region: 1-705 (234 amino acids)
Biological process (GO): 7-methylguanosine mRNA capping
Cellular component (GO): nucleus
Molecular function (GO): mRNA 5'-cap (guanine-N7-)-methyltransferase activity
Source: RefSeq, a predicted model, not a curated record
AUGCAAAGAACACCGAUAUGGCAAUUUAGAGCAUUUCAAAAUUGGGUUAAAACUGUACUGAUAUCAGAGCUUGUAGAGAAGGAUGGUAGUGUUGCAGAGCUGUUUUGUGGUCACGGUCUUGACACUGGUAAAUGGGAGAGAGCAAAGAUCGGUAGUUAUAUAGGUAUAGAUACUGAUAGAAUAGCAUUGACUGAGGCAGAGUCUAAAUGGCAACAAAAGAAUUGUCCUUAUACUGCUCAAUUUUUAAAUAUAGAUUUGUUAGAGAGAUCGGUUGAUAAAGAACUAGCACCAGAUAUACAGUUUGAUAUUGUGACUUGUUUCGAUGGAAUGCAAAAAGCAUUCUCUGAUUUGAGUCAUGCGAAUACUUUCUUACACAAUGUCAGCUCACGAUUGAAAGAUGGAGGUUACUUCUUUGGCAUCAUUCCAGAUUCCUCGGCGAUCUGGUACAAGUCACAGAAAGUAAUCUCUGGUCUACCCUGUAUAAAAUCAUCACUUUUCAAUAUCGACUUUGAUUCCGAUAUAUUUACAUUCUUUGGAAGUAGAUAUCAACUUUCAAUGAAGGAUGGAUCGAAUGUAACCGAUAAUCUAAUUCAUUUCCCAACUUUUAUAAACCUAGUUACUCUUAUUAAUAAUUUCAUAAAAGGUUUAUACACAACAUUUAUUUUCUACAAAGAAGUAGAACAACCUCUAAUCAUUCAAGGAUAA